Molecule: messenger RNA, 4162 nt
Organism: Plodia interpunctella (Indianmeal moth)
Lineage: Eukaryota; Metazoa; Arthropoda; Insecta; Lepidoptera; Pyralidae
Gene: TBC1D16
Product: TBC1 domain family member 16
Exons: 7
Coding region: 128-2332 (734 amino acids)
Biological process (GO): activation of GTPase activity
Cellular component (GO): early endosome
Molecular function (GO): GTPase activator activity
Source: RefSeq, a predicted model, not a curated record
CGUUAUCACAGAGUAGGUGUUUACAUGCGCAUAGUGCACGCACGGUGCUCGGACGAAACUGUCGCGCGCGAGACCACAAAUAAACCCAAAACAAACUAUUUAAAAGAUAUGUGAACGUGCAGUGACCAUGCCGCUGCCGGAACUUAUCAAGAGGGCCUCCAGCUACUUCCUCGGGCUGGAGUUCGAUGACAACGAGGAGCCACACGAUUACGUCGACAACGAAAUACUGUUUUGCAAGAACAACGUGUGCGUGCAUCCGCCGACCAUUGCUCGCCACGAACUCGACAUCAUCCAUUAUCCUGGGUACCUUACAGUAACCACCAAGGUAUUCACUGACCAACAUAAUAACACAAAACGGCCAACGCUCUUUCUAAAUUGGAUACCCAAUUCCACGCUGCGGAGAUGCCCUUCCGCAGUAGAAACUAGUCCUAGCGACGAAAUUGGAUGUGUAGUGAAUAAGUCUGCGACUCCUAAAGAAAUACCGAAACCUCGACGCGAAAUCAAGGCGACGAAAGUGGAUGCUAACAACGAAAAUGCAUUCUCCGAUUCAUCAGAAACUACUAGUCUUAACUCUAACUCUGACAAAUUAAGCGUUAAAUCGUCCGACACCAGAUAUACGCAGAAUGACACAACACAGGACGAGUUAUCGUCGAGCUCUAAGCCGACCGUGAAAUCAAUAGACUCAACAAAAGAUAACGUAUUUAGUAGCUUUGAAAAGGACGAAUCUAAAGAUGAAGUAUUUAAUGACAAACAUGUUCGGUCACAAUCUAUGACUUCUGUAAAUAUAACUAUCGCCAACCCCAAUAUUGAGAACGUGGACCUUACUCCCGAUUCCAUUUCGGGGGACAAGUUUAUAAGGUCAUUGUCGAUGAGUUCUUGUGAUGAGGGGAAUCCCAAUUGGAUGAGCACACCAGAAUUCCUGGCUUUAAAGCACAACUUGGUGUUUCCAGAUAGCGUGCAUAGCUCACCUGUGCCGCAGCGACGAUUGCCUAUGAAAUGUCGAAGGUUUUCGGUGGACUUGAGCCAGAUGCGCUCACUGCGACUGUUCUUCAACGACGACAACUGCACUUGCGGGCAGCUGGUGGUAGCUUCCCGGGAGUCGCAGUAUAAGAUUCUACACUUCCACCAUGGGGGGUUAGACCACCUAGCGCAAGUCCUACAUCGGUGGCAUUCCCUGCUGCAUAACAUUAAACUGACGCCAGGGUCAGAGGAACCAAACUUACCUUAUCGUCAUUUCAUGGUCUGCCGUCCCGAGGUACAAAAAUCGGAACAGCAUCCCGAAGAAGGCAAACCUCCGAAAAUCACCCCCGAACUGUUCUAUGGGAAAAUCAUGAACAGCAAAGGAGUUAUCGAAGACGAUCUGUUUCUGAGGAAAUGCAUAUUUUUCGGAGGUCUUGAUAAGGAACUGAGGAGGGAGGUGUGGCCAUUCUUGUUGCACUGCUAUCCGUAUAAUUCAACGUAUGAUGAAAGGGAAAUAAUACUGCAAAUUAGAACAAGGGAAUAUGAGGAAAUAACGCGAAGAAGGUUGGAGAAGAUGACGCCUGAGCAGCAUGCGGUGUUUUGGAAGACAGUUCAAUGCGUCAUAGAGAAGGAUGUAAUAAGAACUGAUAGAGGGAAUCCGUUCUUCGCUGGUGAAAACAAUUACAAUGUAGAGCUAAUGAAGAACAUUUUGUUGAAUUACGCUGUUUAUAACCCGGUUUUGGGGUACACCCAGGGCAUGAGCGACCUAUUGGCACCGGUAUUAUGUGAGAUACAGUGCGAAGCUGAAGCAUUUUGGUGCUUCGUAGGGCUGAUGCAGAGGGCCAUCUUCGUAUGCACACCCACCGACAACGACAUGGACAAUAACCUCAGUUACCUACGUGAAUUGAUACGGUUGAUGCUGCCAGAUUUCUACAAACACCUAGAGAAGCACGUGGACGCCAUGGAAAUGCUGUUUUGUCAUCGUUGGAUACUUCUAUGUUUCAAACGCGAAUUCACGGAGGCGGUAGCGCUCCGCAUGUGGGAAGCGUGCUGGGCCAACUACCAGACGGACUACUUCCAUCUGUUCCUGUGCCUGGCCAUCAUCGCGGUCUACGCCGAUGACGUCAUCGCGCAGGACCUCAACACCGAUGAGAUGCUGCUACAUUUCAGCUCGCUAGCUAUGUAUAUGGACGGACGCCUAAUUUUACGGAAGGCUCGCGGGCUCCUCCACCAGUUCCGUCAGCUGGUCCGGAUCCCGUGCACCCUGGUGGGUAUGUGCCAACGCUGCGGACCAGGGAUCUGGGACUCCACACACAGGCCCAGUGUGGAGUGCACCGGCGCGCAUGACAAAUGCGCCUAUACCGUGCAGUAGAGUGAUAAAUAAAAUGAUCAUUCUGAUAGUAUCGACAACCCAUCAUUCUAUAAAUCAAGAGUUUUAUUUCGAGCGAAAUAAAGAUGUCAGUAAUGAAUUUGGCAUGUGAAAGGUGGAUUUGAUGUAUGCUUCUGGAGUUAUUGUCACUUGUGGACGGUGCGAUGAAUGCCACAGGAGAGUAUAACGUGUGAGAAAAGGCUUUGUAGAUCUUGUUUUGGUAUGUUCAGGAUUUGAGCUGCUUGAGAUAUAAUAAAAUCAUAUACUUGGAAUAUGCACGACUAAGUCUUAAGCUGGUGACAGGCAUUGAAGCAUGUUGCACAUUUUAUAUUUUGAUUGGCUGGAAUGUUAUGUGGUUAUAAAGAUAUAAGCCAUUUCCAAUUUGUUUGCAAUAUUGUCAAAUUAUGUAGUUAUAAAACCAGUUGUUAUUUGAGAGUGUUAUUUUAUUAGUCAAAUUUCCUAAUUUAUGGACGUGCAUAUAUGCUUUGAAGAAAGAAGAAAGACAAACUUAUAUUUGAUGUACAAAUUAAAUAAAAUUGUAUACAAUUUUGCUUUAGUACAAAUGGGACAGUAUUAACUAACCAAAGAAAUGUUUGUCAUUUUAAUAAGUAAAUAAAUAUUGAUUGAUCCAAAUGAGAUGGUGGAUAGAUAAACUAAUUGGAUAUUCAGUUUGGGUUGAAUGAUUUAGAAUUGAUUCCUCUAAAAGAGGUAACAUAUCAGAGGGAAUAAUAUUGUGUUAUUUGUUGAAUGUGUAAUAAAAUAAUCAUUAUAUUAACAUGUUAUUAGAACUCUCAAUCUUAUUUUAAUUAGAUGCCAUGUUGUUGUCAAAAAUAUUAUACGGAAUAUCGAUAAUCGUAUUCGAUUGACAGAUUACAUAAGUACCUGUUACUCCAGUAUAUUAAUGUAAAUAUUUUAAUGACUGGCUACACCAGACAUUUUAGAUUAACAACGCAUUCAGCCUAACGCAGAGGUGCCCUGUUUUCUUAUUAUCGAUCUAUAAGCGAUCACUUAAUUACAACUAGAAAACUUAUCAGUUGUCAUCAAAUACAGCAUUUCUAUAAAUAGAGGAAAAUCAAUAAAGGCGCUGUGUCCUUUUGGAUGGUAACACUUGAUGUUUAUCAAUCAAUUUUGGUCAUACUUUUUAUAGACAGACUGUACAGGAAGAGUUUUAAAAAUACAUAUUUUUGGGUUUAUAUAGUUGAUUUGGUUGCUCAUUAUCGCUUAUAGUUUUGUAUAAGGUAAAACGACAAUUAAACCGUGUUCUGUAAAUAAAAUGUCGAAAGUAAUUAAUAGUGCAGCAUUAAUUAUGAAAUAACCUGUGUCUAGACCACAUCGUUUAUAGUUUAGAAUGGCGCUUGCUCUUCAUUAAAUCCAGAAUUUCUGAGACGAUGCUGUUAAUUGGAUUGCAUAGGUAUUGUGUAUUAUAAAUGUUAUUGUAUAAAUUGUACUUCUUUUAAAGUUGUGCCCAUCCCUACUGUGUUGCUUUUAUAAUACCUACUUUAGGAUAAGGCACUAUACUUAUCUAAAUAUAAAUUGUAACAACUCUGUCAAAAGUCUGUUAAAAUUAUCAUAAUUUAUUUUAUUCAAAAACCGACCCAUCAAAGGCAAAUUUUACCAGGCUUGCAUAAAAUAGAUAACAAAUACAUAUAUUUACAUGUUCAACAAUAGUUAGCAUUUUGUGAAUAGGAUACAUUUAUUUUCGCAUAUUGUGAAUUUUUACGCGUACUGUGAUAUAUCGAUCUGCUUGUAUUAUAACUAUUGUGUAAAUGACAUUGAGUGGGAAUUAUAAAUAAAAUAGUCAUAUUUAAAUAGAAAUAUAUGUGCGAGCAAUUA